Messenger RNA from Psilocybe cubensis, 4254 nucleotides. RefSeq lists its product as uncharacterized. Gene Ontology annotation, molecular function: protein binding. NCBI's taxonomy places the organism in Eukaryota, Fungi, Basidiomycota, Agaricomycetes, Agaricales, Agrocybaceae. The record is from RefSeq and is a predicted model, not a curated record. The transcript is spliced from 18 exons. Gene Ontology annotation, biological process: endoplasmic reticulum to Golgi vesicle-mediated transport; protein localization to phagophore assembly site. Gene Ontology annotation, cellular component: cytoplasmic vesicle; phagophore assembly site; TRAPPIII protein complex. The coding region runs from base 1 to 4254 and encodes 1417 amino acids.
AUGGACUCGAACGCACCUCUCCCGUAUGGAUGGAUUAAGCAAUUCGACCCAAAGUCCGGCCAUGUCUUCUUUGUUGACACGAAAGCCAACCCUCCGCGUUCUAUUUGGACGCACCCAUAUGAAGAUGAGCAGUACCUCGAAGCCCAUCCUGAAGUGAGAAGCACAGUCCGGGGCGCAAAUGGCUUUGGGUCCGAUGCAUCUCUACCCCUUCCGCCUAACAACAGACCUCGUCGACAUUCUUUUAAUGGGCGUGAGGCAACGCCAGUCGAUGUCCCACCGCCUCCACACAAGAAGGGAUUUCUCGCAAAAAUGAAGGACAAGGCGCGACACUCGAUGGAAGAGUACAACGAGAGAAAGAAACGGGAGCUGCUCAUGGUACCCGAAAUUUGGCCAUUCUAUAUGUCCAAUGAUGACAUUUAUACACAGAUGCAGCAGCAACAGCAGCAAAUGUACGGUCAAUCCCGGUAUGGUGGGCCACAGUUUGCAGCCCCGACGUAUGCAUAUCCGCAGGCGAGGUAUGGGACGGGUAUGGGACGACGAGGCGGGAUGGGUGGAAUGGCGCUUCCGCUGAUGGGUGGAAUGGCGGGGGGAUUGCUGUUGGGGGAUAUGCUGGACAACGACUUUGGUGGGGGAGGAUGGGGCGACGGCGGCGGAGACUGGGGCGGAGGCUUUGGAGGCGGGGGUCCACAUAUAUGCAUUCUCGCUUCUCCAGAUCUUUCUGAGCUAUUAGAGUCUUCCUCUUUGCCCCCUCUCCAGCAUAUUCUUCAGUCGUUCUCGCCGCUGCCGCAAGUUACCACCCGCACUGUAACUCUUGUGUCGGUCCCACACGCUUCCUUUGCCCUCCGUUUCUCAGACUUACAAGAUGUGGAAGACGCCUGCCGUGAAGAUGACGAGCAGCGUGCUAUCCGUACAAUAGACUGGAUUACCGCACGCAUCAGCAAUCGGUGCUCAAAAUGGGUUCAGGACAUGGAAGCUUCCGGGGACAAGGAUACUGUGCGCACGCCAUGGUGGGAUGAACUUCGGCGGUGUGCUGAAGGUGACUUCGUCCCUGCGAAAACCGAAGCCUGGAAUCAUCCCGUUGCUCUUAUACUUGCCGUAUCGACAACGGCGCCUAAUCCUUUGCAGGCAAUCACUGCAUUACAUUCUCGGACGAAUCAACUUCCACCAUGGGUUGAUACUAAUUUCUUGCGGUACACGCUGAUAAUACAUCCCCAGAACUCGCCGUUAUCCGCAGAGGAGGCAGGAGCGCUUUAUAAUGCAGUCAAGAAACAAUUUGGAUUACAUAGUUAUUUGUUGUCUCUAGAACUGCCGCAACCUCCACCACCCCCAAUACCAGUUCCUGCACUGAUGCCUCGCUUACCGCCCCCACCUACACCUGGUUCUCCGCAACAGAAACCCCCGAUAACUCCCACCGCGCCCAAUAUCCCCGAAAGUUUUUCCAACCCUAGCGCUUUAAACACGUUAAGAAUGCAGGAAAAUGAUAUUCAGCAAACUGCUCGUUUUACACGAGAAUUUGUCGUAAUGAGUCUUGUGCCUUGGAUGGAAAAAUGUGUGGUUGAAUGGAACGAAAACUUUUCUUCGACUCGGAGGCUCCCAUCACGUUUGUUCUCGUCAACACGACGACUAUUUGGAUCACAAGUACCCACACCAGUGCCCACACCCCCGCCAUCUUCUUCUUCUGUUUCUGGUCGGCCUGGUUCCAUAUCUCUCAAUAGUGGUCCUACUCCUCCCUCUCAACAGCGUCGCCUUGCCGAAUUUACCACUAUAUUAGGCGACUUUAAAUUGGCAGUCACAGUAUGGGAGGCUCUACGUAAAGACGGCAAGGGAGGUUCGGACAUACUUCCAUUGCUUUUAUCUCCCUCUCCUUCAGUUCCCCUAUAUGCCCAAGCGUCUUUGGCUACUACACACCCAAAUAUGAUGGAUCUGCCUCCGCAUGCACAAACCCGUGUGCUUUCUUACGCUGUCCGUUGGGAAGCUGGCAUUUCCAACAGAGAUUUUGUCAGCAACAUGUUAGAAGGAGAGCGAUGGUUGGUUUGGGCAGCCAGCAAUGGAGAUGAAACACCGUCAGCUUUAUUAUUGGCCCAGGCCGCAUUGUUAAGCGCUCAAAAGAACGCUCGGCGCAGGGCGGCUUUAUGGUACGUUGCUGCUGCAACUAGACUAGAGAAGUGUGGUAUUAAACCUUUAACUAUGUAUUUCCUGCGCAAAGCACAAGAUCUUUACUCCGUGAGCCCACCAAAAGAAUUAUCUCCAUCAUUUUGGGAUUCCGAAGGGAAGUCACCAUCCGGAACAGAAGGCUUAGAAGAUAUCAUGGCAGGGAUAGCCCAUCCUCUAGGUAGAUUGUUGUACACCACAGGGGAUUUGGCUGGGGCUGUCAAACUCUUUCUGAGCCUCCUAAAUGGAACAUCAACCUUUCCAUCGAGUGGAGGUCAUUCUUUGGAAGACGGGGCUAAGCCUCAGAGCAACGAUAAAGUUUACUUGGACGACUUUCGCGUUGCUUACAACUACUGGAAGUCCAUGGAAUCCGAUAAAAGUUCGACAACUAAUCUGACGAUUCCACUAAAGUUAUGUGUGAAUAAGCAAUGCCGCAUACGAAUUUCUGGGGACAUUACGAACGGCAAUUCUGAUGUCUGGCAGAACCGACAAGAAGAUUGGAGAUCAUUUUGGAAGUCCAAAGGAGGGAAAGAGAUAUUGUUACCCGGUGGCAAGGUCAGCACGAACGAACUAUUCUGGGUGGACCUUAUCUUGUACAAUCCCCUAGAAGCAGACAUCAAUUUAUCAAACGUUACACUUGUCGUCGAGACGAAACCUAAUACUGUCGAGCAUAUUGGAGACAUUAUUGAAGUUGAAACCAUCAAGGAGGUUGUUUUGGGUCCCAAAGAAACAAUAUCCGUUCCAAUAUCGCUCAAAGCAAAAAUACCUACGACGCUGAGCAUCACGGAUGCAAAGUACGAUUUUUUGUCCAUCUUACGGACGCAGGAGUCACUGGCAUUUCGUGGUCGGCGCCUGCAUGACACAGCUUUGCAACGUCAACAUCCAACAUACGCUCCAGACGUUGUUAUGAAAACGGAAAUAAUUCCUUCAGAGCACCGUCUCUUUGUGACAUUUGUUGAAGACCAACGUCUUGUUCUACUGCAGGGAGAGACUAAGACUAUCCGACUGUGGCUCACAAAUGCAGGAUCAAAACCAAUCAGUGAAGUUUGGAUGAUUGCAGGUGCUGAUGAUGAAAUUUGGCUUGGACCAAAUAGCGGACCAGAAAAUUCGUCCUCAGAAACUGAGAUCAUUCAAACCUCUAAUUCUCUCAAACCUCGAGAACCACUGAAAUUACCUUUCAGCUUACCAGAUGGCUCCAAUACGAUCAACCCAGGAGAAAGCAUAGAAGUACCUGCCAUGCUGCAUACGGAAAUGCCUGGUAGCCAUGAGCUUUGUUUGUUGUUCGUCUUCCGAGAGGUGAAGAGGACCUGCUCUGUCUAUCAGUCCCCGAAGAAGAAAUCAAUCCAAAGUGUUGCUACUACGAAUUUUAUCCACACUGCACGACGGAAGUACAUGUCUCAUAAUAUUUCGAAAGUACAUUCGUACAUUGCGCCUGCUUCCCAUCCGUCCAUUUUCCCUCUUUACAACCCUUCUGCUGUUGAUAUGAUUAUCUUUUGGGAAGUUUCAGGAGGAAAUAUUGCAGGCCAUAUAAAUGUUCAUGGUAUCACUCUAGGAGCGGGACACGCUAGACUAGAUGGCAUUGUCGAAGAAGCGGAGAGUGCCAAAGUUAAACGAAGCAUGUAUGCGGAGACACGGAAAGAAAACAUGGAGGUCCUCGAUGCUAUCAGAAAUAGCGAGUGGAAUGCAGAGAUGAAUCCUUUGGUGCUAUCAUUGAAGGAGAUCGGAACGAAGCUACACGACUUUACAUCAGGGCCCUGUCAUCUGCCUCUAGAGGUCUGCAUACGGAAUCAUUCUACAACACAGUCGGCCCAUUACACAUUCAAAUUGCGUACAGACGCAAAUCCAUCAAUAAACCUCCUUCCUCCACCGUACUCUGGCCGUAUGACAUUCCGCGGAACAAUUGCCCCAUCUGAAAUCGUUACAAUUUAUCCCAAGCUCUGGGUAACUAAACCAGGUGCCUAUAGCCUGAAUGGUUGGUCAUUGGAGACCGAGAUCAACGGUUCAGACCCAAAUUCGAACACAAGAAAACGGGCGUAUUUACUCGAACCUUCAAAGAAGGAUGAAGAGCAAUGUGUUAUUAUUUCGGAUUCUCGGGCACACUGA